Medioppia subpectinata is the source of this 1437-nucleotide messenger RNA. NCBI's taxonomy places the organism in Eukaryota, Metazoa, Arthropoda, Arachnida, Sarcoptiformes, Oppiidae. The record is from the annotation of a GenBank genome assembly.
UUCCUACAGGCGGUCAAAGACGCCGAUCUGUUUGUGUGGUUCCGAAUCGGGCCAUACAUUGACGCCGAGUGGGAAUUGGGAGGAUUCCCCGCGUGGCUCAUACGCGACCCACACAUGCGGCUCAAGACUAACUACGGGCCAUACCUGACGGCAGUGGAGGCCUAUUUCAAGCGUGUGUUGGCUCUAAUCAAUGAGUUCCAGUUCCAAAAGGGCGGACCCAUUAUAGCCCUGCAGUUUGAGAACGAGUUCGGGGGUAUUCGUAGCGCUGGUGACCGACAAUACUUCGAUCUCAUGAGGAAUACUAUUAUCAACAGUGGUUUUAAAGAGUUGCUCACAAACUGCGACUCCCAGGAGACACCCCUAACGGCACUCAAGACCAUACAAAAGGAUGUUUUGGAAACAAUCAAUUUCAACAGCAGAUCGUUGAAACUAUUGACCGAGCUCCGUCAGGCGCAACCUAAUAAGCCAUUGUACGUGUCUGAGUUUUGGCCAGGGUGGUUUGAUGAAUGGGGCGGCAAACACGCCUAUUAUAGCGUUAAGACAUUCGAACAACAGGUGACUGACGUUAUAUUCAACGCCAACUCAUCCAUCAAUUUCUACAUGUUUUUCGGCGGCACUAACUUUGGGUUCAUGAAUGGCGGUCCAAAUCUGGUGACUAGUUAUGACUAUAACGCACCCAUUUCUGAAUCAGGCAAUUAUACGGAUAAGUAUUGGAAGACAAAGGAAUUGAUAGAAAAGUUUAACAAAGAGAGGAGUCAACCAAAACUACUGAUACCUAAACCUCCGGAACUAAUCAAACCCAAGGCUUACGGAAAGGUUAAAGUCGUUGACUAUCUGUCUCUGGAGGACGUGUUGAGCAAAAUCAAGCCAAUCGUCACCGAAAAGCCAACGCAUAUGGAGUUAUUGAAUUUGGGACCAAAUUAUGGCCAAAACUAUGGUUUUAUUAAUUAUAGACUCAAAAAUUUACAAAAAUUCAAACACUUGAAACUUACCGGCGGCGCAUCUGAUCGGGCGGUUAUACUCGUAGACCACAAUCCGGUGGGACUCGUGGACAGCACUAAAGACUACGAACUGAAUGUAAAUGACUCUCAAUUUGCAAACACAACAACCCAUACGUUGGAUAUUAUUGUGGAAAAUACGGGGCGUUUGAAAAUCGGUGCGAAUAUGAAUAUCGCCCGCAAAGGUCUAAACGGAGACGUGACUAUCGACGGGAAAAUAGGGUCACAUUUUGAGACAUUUCCCAUUGAAUUGAAACAACAAUUCGUACAACAAAUGAAUGAAUUGAAGGGAAAGCCAUUCGUUGAGGGCAUCAAAAGUCCAUCACUUUAUAGGUUAUCAUUGGAUAUAAAGGAGAGUCCGAGCGAUACGUUUGUCCGAUUGGACGGCUGGACGAAAGGCAAUGUGUUUGUCAAUGGCUUCAAUGCGGGCCGUUAUUAC